Molecule: messenger RNA, 291 nt
Organism: Acaulospora morrowiae
Lineage: Eukaryota; Fungi; Glomeromycota; Glomeromycetes; Diversisporales; Acaulosporaceae
Source: the annotation of a GenBank genome assembly
AUGAAAAUUUAUCAGCUCUUGGCCUCCCUAUUUUAUUUUUAUGGGUCUAGCGAAGCACUAAAGGAAGAUAAAAAAGUUUUGCUUGCAGAUGUAAAGACAAUAACCUUUUAUCGCGGGAAACUUACCACAGGUCGAAGAAAUGAGCCAAUUAGACAAAUGCAAUGUGUCGGAGGAGAUGCUUGUCAUGAGUUCGUCCCUGACGUGGUACAAUGCACGAAUGUUGGAUCUGAUGGAACAGACACCAAUUGGCGUUGUGAUGCAGAACUUCCCAAAUCUUUGAAAUUUGGACCU